AUGUCACAUAGAAAUACCUCAGAAGAAUUAUACAUUAAUAUUGAAGUACCAGAUUCCCGUAAAAGAUUUACAAUUACCUAUGAAAAAAAUGAAAAUGAUAAUGAAAGUUUAGUUAUAUUAGUUCCAAACAAUUUAACAUUUUCAGGAUUAUUAGGACAAAUUAUUAAUAGAUUCAAAUUAGAGGCUAGUGACAAAUCAAAGAUUAGAGUUAAAACUAAUGGCCACAGAGUUAAAAACUUAUUAAAUUCAUAUAAUAAUCAAGUUUUUAAUUUCACCAUUAGUAAUAUAGUAGACCAAGACCCAGAAGAUGAAGAAACAUCAGAAAGAGCCUUAACCAAAUCUGAAGAAAAUAACUUUUUUCAAGAGGAAUUAAGAGAACGUCAAAAGAAAGCAGCAUCAGAGUUUUUACAAUUAUUCAAAUCUGGCACUAGUAAUAGAAAUAUAUUUUAUAAUAAAAUUAUCGUGCCACUUCUAAAAAGCAAAGGAGAUAAUAGAAUUGUAAUUGUCGGUGAAUCCUAUCCAUAUCGUUGUAAGGUUAUUAUUUUAAAUUCAAAUAAAGACACCAGAGUAGUUUUAUAUUUUAUUGAACAACCAUCUAAUGGCUCAUUAAAUUACAAGACCCAAGUUUUUAUUGAAGAAAAUAAACCAAAAUCAAAAUUAACAAUUAAUCAAAUUGAAGAAGUUAUUAAUGAACAAUAUAAAACCAAUAGAACCAAUGUCGUAGAAAUCGUUACCAAGGUAGAGCAAUUGUAUAACGACAACGUUCCAAAUAUUAUUUAUUAUGAUAUGUCACCAGAAGCUUUAGAUUUAUUCUCAGAGAUCAAGAGUGCCAAAACUGAAUCUCAAAAUGUAGCUGUAUCAACUAUUUAUAACAAAACUGAAAGUAUCUCAUCAUUUUAUGAUAUUCCAUAUUCAUUUUCAAAGAAUCUUUUAUGGCAAAAUAAAUUUGAAACCAAAAAAAUCAAAGGAAAUGGCGAUGAAAAAAAUAUCUCUAUUAUUAGAAGCUUAAGUUUCCCACACAAAGCCAAGGAUAUUAGUUUAUACAGAUUCAAAAAUGUUGUUGAAGUUUUACCAAAGGGUUCCCAAAUUGAAUGUCCAAUUUGCUUUUGUGAAUACGAUAAUAAAGAAACCAUCGAGUUAAUUUGUGGUCAUAGAUAUUGUAAUGGUUGUUUAUCUCAAUACUUUUUGACCUCAGCCAACGAUGGUAAUGGUAAUAGAAUUCAAAUUACUUGUCCACAUUUAGGUUGUUUAAAUAAAUGUAUCGAUGAAGUCACCAUUGAAACCUGCUUACCAUCAAAAAAAGACACUUCAAAUAUGCUCAAAGGUAUGAUCAAAGAUUAUACUUUUAAUGUCGCAGGAACUUUUCCUUGUCCAGAGGCCAAUUGUGGAAGAUUAAUUUUAAAUUUAAAAUCAGUCACUGGUAUGUUACCUUAUGUUAAUUGUGACACUCAUCACUUUUGUCUUCUCUGUAAGAAAUCUGGUUAUCAUUGGCCAUUACUAUGCACCAAUACCUCAUCAGAUUCAAAGGAACUCUUUUCAUACAAAUGGAUUUUAGAAAACACUACAAUUUGUUCAAGCUGUCAAUAUCCAAUUGAAAAAAACAGUGGUUGUGACCAUAUGACUUGCUCUAGAUGUAAAUAUCAAUUUUGUUAUCGUUGUGGUUCAAAGUAUCAAUAUCCUCAUGAUUGCAACAAUAGCCAACAUGCUAAAAUUAAAUUUUUCUUCAACACCUUUUCAAGUAAAGCAUUCGAUAUCGAUUUGAGUUUUAUGGAAGAGUUUUUCAAGAGAGGUGACUUUCAAACUCACGAUCCAUUAGUAAAUCAUUUAUACCGUUCAUUUGUUUCAAUUAUCACUGAAAAGAAAUUUAAAUGCAAAAGACAUCUUCAACUUUUAGAAAAUGCUAUUUUCUCACUUUACACUUACAGCAACCGUCCACAAAAUAUGGAAAAGUUUAACUCUCUACAUGCCAAGUCAGCAUUAAAGAGAUUAUUACGUGAAAACAAUUUGGGUUCAAGCUACCUUGCAAGAAACAAAGGUCCAAAAAUUAGAUCUUUAUCUGCUAACAUCUGUAUCAACGGUUCAAAGAAAGUCUUAGCAAAUAUCUUUGUAAAUACCCAAUUUCAUGAUUUUAAACAAGAAAUUGCAACCCAAUUAAACAAAUUGCCAUCAGCAACCGGUUCUGAACCAUUUGAUCCAAAGAAACUUAGAGUCUACAAUAUUUAUGGUGGUCAAAUUAAAAACUCCCUUGAAGUAUUAGAUAGUGAACCAUUAUUUAUCUCAAAAUCAAUUAAUGAACCAUUCGUUAUUCCAGAGUUUCCAACUUUAACUCCAGAAGAAAUCGAAGAAGCCAAAAAGAAGAUUGAUGAAGAAAAGGAAAAAGAAGUUGUUAUUCAAAUUGGUAAAAAAUUCAAAAAAUUCACCGAGUUAAGAUCAAAAGAAAAAAGAUCACAAGAUAAAUCAAAACUUUUUGAAAAAGAAACUACUCAAUUAAAAAUUCAAGAGCAAUUAAUCAAUGAUCGUCAAGUUAAAGUUGAUGAAGCAACUGAUGGUAAACCAAUCGACCAAUAUUCAUAUUAUUAUAAGAAUAAUGAUGGUAUUUAUAGUGAUGAAGAUUCAAGCUCUGGUGAUGAUGAUAAUGGUGACGAAGGAGAAGAAGAUGUCAAUGAACUCUUACUUAAUGAAUUUAUCAAUAUUGACUCUGGUAGCUCAUCCUCAGAAUUUGAAGAUGAUAAUGAGAGCGCAUUUGUUAAAGAGGCCAAGCAAGCUCAACAACAACAAGAAACCAUUGAUAAAGAACAAAGACAAAUUGAAAUCGUUAUUAAAGUAUUAGAAUUUUUCCAAGAUGACCACAAUAAUGGAUUAGACUUUGAAAAGGUAUUCGAUGUUUGUUUUGAUGCCAAAAACCUUUCACAUGCCAUAAAAUUAGUUACCAAAUACUUGGACGAAACUGUAUACAGCAAGCAAUAUGGUCUUAGCCAAGAACACAUUUUAAUCAAGCAAGUUUUAAUUGACCUUUAUCCACAUGUAUCACACAACGUCAUCGAUACUGCAAUUAAAGAAUCUGGAUGCAAUUUAGAAAAAGCAAAACAUUGGAUUUUACAUAAAUUCAUUAAGCAACAAAAAAGAAAACAAAAACAACCACAACAACCACCAAAAACCACUACUUUGGUCACCUCUGCCAUCACAACUAAUGUCAAUAAUAACAAUAACAAUCUUUACCAAGAUAUCAUCGAAGAUGAAUAUCAUGAUGAGGACGGUUAUGAUGAUGAAGAAGAUAAAAUUAAUUCUAAACUUUAUCCUAAAUAUAAAUGGUAUUAA
Dictyostelium purpureum is the source of this 3318-nucleotide messenger RNA. RefSeq lists its product as uncharacterized. The record is from RefSeq and is a predicted model, not a curated record. Gene Ontology annotation, molecular function: ubiquitin protein ligase activity; zinc ion binding; ubiquitin conjugating enzyme binding. Gene Ontology annotation, cellular component: ubiquitin ligase complex; cytoplasm. NCBI's taxonomy places the organism in Eukaryota, Evosea, Eumycetozoa, Dictyosteliales, Dictyosteliaceae. Gene Ontology annotation, biological process: positive regulation of proteasomal ubiquitin-dependent protein catabolic process; ubiquitin-dependent protein catabolic process; protein polyubiquitination. The transcript is spliced from 3 exons. The coding region runs from base 1 to 3318 and encodes 1105 amino acids.